Messenger RNA from Naegleria lovaniensis, 264 nucleotides. RefSeq lists its product as uncharacterized. NCBI's taxonomy places the organism in Eukaryota, Heterolobosea, Eutetramitea, Acrasida, Naegleriidae. The transcript has a single exon. The record is from RefSeq and is a predicted model, not a curated record. The coding region runs from base 1 to 264 and encodes 87 amino acids.
AUGGGUCUUCGACAACAACUCUCCAAAAUUCCAAUCAUCAAAUACUUUGUACCAUCGGAUGGACUCAUGGAGAAAGGAAUGGAUUGGGUCAAGUACUUUGGAAACUUUGGAUUUGCUGCUUUAACGACCUUGAUGAUUAUUUACUUGCCACUCGUGAUUGCUAAUGAACAAGAGAAACAAUCACUUUACAGGCUUGUUGGUGCUGCUUAUGGCGUGAAACUGGAGAAUAGAAGCUAUCCAGGCGGACCAAACAAGAUGCUCUAA